Molecule: messenger RNA, 648 nt
Organism: Acanthosepion pharaonis
Lineage: Eukaryota; Metazoa; Mollusca; Cephalopoda; Sepiida; Sepiidae
Source: the annotation of a GenBank genome assembly
AUGCUCUUUCCAUCUCUUUUUUGUCUGUCUGCUGUCUGUCUAUCUAUCUAUCUACCUGAUUCUUAUCUAACUCAUUUUUUAUCUAUCUAUCUAUCUAUCUAUCUAUCUAUCUAUCUAUCUAUCUAUCUAUCUAAUUCUUAUCUAUCUAUCUAUCUAUCGCAUUUUGUUCAUUAUCUAUCUAUCUAUCUAUCUAUCUAUCUAUCUAUCUAUCUAUCUAUCUAUCUAUCUUCGCAUUUUAUGACUCAGUAUUUUUAUGUCUGCCUAUCUAUCUAUCUAUCUAUCUAUUUAUCUAUCUAUCUAUCCCAUCUGUUAAUCUCUAUCCCAAUCUCUUCCUAUUUCUGUCUUUUAUUAUCUAUGCCUCUGUUCCGCUGUCUUUGCCUCACUUUUUCUUUCUCUCUUUUUCAUCCGUUAUGGAAUUUAAUGGUUUACUUCUUCUCUUUCUUUCUUUAUAUUUACUCUCACUUUUCUCUCUAUGUGGUUCAGCCAGCUAAUAUCUAUCUAUCUAUCUAUCUAUCUAUCUAUCUAUCUAUCUAUCUCAAUCAACACAGUUAUAAAACGCUAAUCUAUCUAUCUAUCUAUCUAUCUAUCUAUCUAUCUAUCUAUCUAUCUGUCUGUCUGUCUUUCGCAAUUUGUUCAUACCGGGUGUAA